Molecule: messenger RNA, 1280 nt
Organism: Prunus avium (sweet cherry)
Lineage: Eukaryota; Viridiplantae; Streptophyta; Magnoliopsida; Rosales; Rosaceae
Gene: FSD2
Product: Fe superoxide dismutase 2
Biological process (GO): superoxide metabolic process
Cellular component (GO): chloroplast nucleoid
Molecular function (GO): superoxide dismutase activity; metal ion binding
Source: RefSeq, a predicted model, not a curated record
CACUUGAAUUGAAGCCCCUCCGAAAAUAUAAAAACCUUCCCCUGUUAAAAGCGUUCAGCUUUAUCCAAAGUUUUCAACUUUGUGGACAUGGUUGCACCACCAGUAGCAGUUGCAACAGCGGCAACAACAGCGCUAGUUACGCCUAGUUCGCUAACGUGCGCACUGGUUCCAUCAUGGCAAGGGCUUCGUGGAAGUCUGGGACCAGCUCGAAGCUUGCAAUGGCCAAAGAAACAGCAGAGACAAUGCAGAAGGAAAGCCGGUGGCACUAGUGUUACUGCCCAAUUUGAGCUAAAGCCUCCUCCAUAUCCACUGGAUGCACUGGAGCCGCACAUGAGUAAGGAGACCUUAGAAUAUCACUGGGGGAAGCACCAUAGGGGUUAUGUGGAUAACCUAAACAAGUUAAUAGCAGGAACUGAACUAGAUGAAUUGUCAUUGGAAGAUAUCAUACUUGCUACACACAACAAGGGGGAUCUUCUCCCGCCUUUCAACCAGGCAGCACAGAUCUGGAACCAUGACUUCUUCUGGGAAUCAAUGAAACCAGAUGGUGGGGGAAAGCCAUCAGGUGAACUUCUAGAAUUAAUUAAUAGAGAUUUUGGUUCUUUUGAGAGAUUCAUUGAAGACUUAAGGUCAGCUGCAGCUACACAGUUUGGUUCUGGUUGGGCAUGGCUUGCAUAUAAAGCGAAUAGACUUGAUGUUGGAAAUGCAGUAAAUCCUAAACCAUCAGAUGAAGACAAGAGACUUGUAGUUGUGAAGGGUCCUAAUGCCGUAAACCCCCUUAUUUGGGAUUUUUCUCCGCUCCUUACUAUUGAUGUUUGGGAGCAUGCUUACUACCUUGAUUUUCAGAACCGGCGGGCUGAUUACAUAUCAAUCUUUUUGGAGAAACUUGUAUCAUGGGAAGCAGUCAGUUCUAGGCUUGAAAUUGCGAAGGCUCGAGCUGCUGAAAGAGAGGAAGAAGAAGAAAGGAAGAAAAGAGAGGAAGAGGAGAAAACAUCAGAUGGCGAAGUUGAAGAGAUUUAUGUGGACAACAAGAGUGAUGACUCAGAGACUGAAUGAAUUCAGUUUAUUUUGCUUGCAGUGAAGAUAAACUGGAAACAAUUUUGGGUUGGUUGCCUUCUGGUUUGCAGUAAAUGUGAUACAUACAGAGGUCAUUCGAGUUUAGGCAGCAUGUACUAAAUUGUAUUGCACCCGAGUAGAUAGAAUUUAGGAUCUUAGGGGAGCAUGUAUAUCUCUGUGGUUUUCUACAAAAUAUAAAGUUGAUCAUCUACAUUUGGUUUUCUCUA